AUGGAUCAACAACAAAUAGUUGUGUUGCCAUAUCAGCUGAUCAAGCAAAUUGUCAGACUGCUGCUGAAUGUUGAGCUGCAUAAUGAGAGACGGCUGGGUCACUCAUUGGACUACUACAACAACAAAGUGAUGCUCACGCUUGCACUCGUGAGUCGCACAUUCCACGAUGUUGUGGCGACGACCCAUGUGGCAAUGACAACACGCGACAAUACUUGCUCACAUGCUGCUGAAAUAUGGGAUGCAGACCUGCUUGCAUCUCUCAGUCGACUCAACAUCAAAGUCACAGGAUGUACCAGUGCGGACGAUUUCCUACAGUUGGCACGCAGAGGCGCACCACUGGAGCGUGUCGGCACAAUGGACUUUAAGGAUGACCGAGAUGGUCAGAUGGUGCGAUGCAUGAAACGGUUGGCUCAAGUCAAGGACACUCUUUCCAGCAUCUCACUGUGCAUGCCAAUGGAGCAACCUAGAAAGAGAUCUCAAUGGCCCAUGUCACUGAUCGUACUGCCUAGUCUCUGCAACCUGACUCAUGUCAGCAUUCUCAAUCACUACGAUAACCAAUACGAGGUGGUGUGGAAGUUCUAUGUGGGAUUAUACCUCUUCCUGCCGCUGCUGCCCUUGCUACAACACCUCGAGGUUGGUCCACAUUCCAGCAAUCGGAACACCAACUAUAAUUUUACUCCUCUCCUUCUACAAUAUCUCAAACAACAACGCUCAUUGACGUCUCUGCGAGUCACUCAAUGCUUUGAUCAAAGGGGUCGGCCACAGUUCCUGGAGUAUGUGCUCCAGAGUCCCCAAUGCACAAUAAUGCACUUAGAUCUCAUGAUUGGAUUGCCCCUUAUUCCCAUCACCAUACACCUCUCGUCGUUCAAGAUCUACAUAGAUUCGUAUUUGGAUUAUACCCUCUGUAAAGAGACAGCGUUGUCCUUUGACAAUGUCGAUCACCUCGUUUGGGACAGAAACUUUAGCCUCAGCUCCAUGGAUGACAACAACGGCGAUUGCUGGCUGAACUUUAUCAUCGCCAAUUGUCCGUCCAUUCGACAGCUGACCUUCACCAUGACGAGACGCACAUUGCCGCCAUCAUUAGUGGCAUCGGUGGCUUCCACAACAAGACGAUGCGACACCUCUACGUGA
This is a messenger RNA of Acytostelium subglobosum LB1, 1131 nucleotides long. RefSeq lists its product as hypothetical. NCBI's taxonomy places the organism in Eukaryota, Evosea, Eumycetozoa, Acytosteliales, Acytosteliaceae. The coding region runs from base 1 to 1131 and encodes 376 amino acids. The transcript has 2 exons. The record is from RefSeq and is a predicted model, not a curated record.